UUAACCGUCACUAGUUGUAUCUCUCUGACCAUCAGUCAGUCAUCAGUGGCCUCAUAUCACACCAGGCUGCAGCAUCCGCCACAUCCGACUCUGCACGAUCAUGGCCAUAACCGACUUCCUAGCAGCUUCAGACAUCACAGCGGCCAUUUAUGCUUGUAAAGCAAAGGAUUCCUUUAGCUCGAAGAUGUUUUUCAAAACAGUGGGUUUAUCCAAGAAAACUCCAGCUGAUAUCGAGAAGGUCUUCAAGAUUUUGGACCAGGACAAAAGUGGCUUCAUAGAACAGGAUGAGUUACAACUGUUCCUGCAGAAUUUUGCCAAAGGAGCGAGGCACCUGACCGUAGCCGAGACCAGAGCCUUCCUCCUGGAGGGGGACUCAGAUGGAGACGGGAAGAUCGGCUGGGAAGAGUUUUCAGCACUGGUCAAGUCUUCAUAAAGCCUGCACCAUCUCUUCAUUGAUUAUGGUGAUGAUCUCAGGAUGGAGCCUCUUUUUUUUCCCAUCAUCAAAUGGACUCAUCCAGGGAUUCUUUGUUUUUAGAGCCAUACAAUCAAAUAUGUCAUAGAUUAAAUGAAAAACAAUGUAAUAAAGCAACUGAAACUUUAAAACACAAAUGAAACCUCGCCUCUCUGAUAUGUGUCUUUCCCUGCCAGUAGAGUUUAACAAUAAAAUUCAUUCUCACCAUUU
Molecule: messenger RNA, 682 nt
Organism: Platichthys flesus (European flounder)
Lineage: Eukaryota; Metazoa; Chordata; Actinopteri; Pleuronectiformes; Pleuronectidae
Product: parvalbumin, thymic-like
Exons: 4
Coding region: 101-433 (110 amino acids)
Cellular component (GO): cytoplasm; nucleus
Molecular function (GO): calcium ion binding
Source: RefSeq, a predicted model, not a curated record